GUGGCAAAAAUAUUUGAUAACAAUUACAGGCCAUUGUUCAGAUAUUCAAAAUAGCAAAUCGUUUGAUAAACAAUAUUAAACUUGUGAUUUCAUGUUAGAAGCAUAAAAUAAUAUACAAUUGGCACGAAUAUGUUAUCAGAUAUUAUUCAGUAUAUAAGUGAGACUUCUUUGAAUCAAACUUAAUGUUAAUGUGGUUCUUGUUUAAACAGUAACCAUGCAUUUUACUUUCGUUGUGUGUGCCAUCAUUGCAGGUGCUAUAUUUGAAGUAGAGAAGAAGAAGACUUGGAAUAGACCCGAUUCAGGAGAGAAUUAUUGUUGACGAACAUAACAAAUAUCGUCGUAUGAUUGCCUACGGAGAAGUACCGAAUCAACCAAAGGGCACAAAUUUACUCAAAAUGAAGUACGAUGAUGUACUAGCUGAGAAGGGGCGUGCAGUUUCUUUACAAUGCAAAAUAAAACGUGUGAAAAUUACCGAUGAUCGUUGGCAUCACGUAGGACAAAACCUUUAUAUUGAAUACAGUAGCACAGAGGAUCCAACACAAAACUGGGAGGCUGCAAUUAAAGCCUGGUUCAAUGAACAUAAUGAUUACACUUACGGUCAGAAAUACUCUUGGAACACUGCGUACUAUACAAGUAUACACAGCUUGUUUGGUCUGAUACAAACAGUGUCGGAUGUGACUUUAUCAUGUACACAGAUAUCCAGUACUGGGACACGCCGUAUGUCAAACUAUACACAUGCAACUACGGACCUGCUGGUAAUUACCGGUGCCGAAGUCAAUAUGAUACACAAGAAUACUUGGGUUGUGGUGACAAUUUCGUGUAACAUUUUAACUUAUAAAUGCAUUAUAUAUGGGGGAGUUUUUAAUCUGCACUGAUUUUAUUGAUAAAAUAACACGAAAGAAA
This is a messenger RNA of Dalotia coriaria, 903 nucleotides long. RefSeq lists its product as uncharacterized. Lineage: Eukaryota; Metazoa; Arthropoda; Insecta; Coleoptera; Staphylinidae. The record is from RefSeq and is a predicted model, not a curated record. Bases 342 to 875 code for a protein of 177 amino acids. The transcript has 5 exons.